AUGAGUUCGGAUACAAGGAACAACAACAACAAUAAUAAUACCACCACGAUUACAUUUGCAGAGCAAUCUGUUGAUCGAUCUCAUCAUGAAAAGAUUAAGCAACGUGAAUUGACCCGGUCAUCUACCGGUCAAAGCAGUAACAUCUCCUUUGAUGCACGCUCCGUAAGAAGUGUCAUUAUGAAGAAGAUGAAUCUCGUCAAAAGGCGGCGUCGACGUGCUGCUGAAGAAGAACGAGUCGAAGGCCCACCCUACCAUACCAUGGAUCUUGAAACGGUAGCCAAGCUUCUUAAGACCGAUCUUGAAGAUGGUCUUUCCGAUCAAGAUGUAGAAGGACGACGUGAAGAAUCAGGGUUCAAUGAAAUGGAAGGCGAAGGAGGUGUUAACCCUGUCAAAUUAUUGAUCAAGCAAUUCUUCAACAUUAUGGUGCUGAUUUUGCUGAUUGCAAUGGUUGUAUCCUUUGUCUUUAAAGAUUGGGUGGAAGGUGGUGUCAUUUGCGCCAUCAUGUUCAUCAAUGCUGGUGUCGGCUUUGCUCAAGAAUUCAAAGCUGAAAAAACAAUGGACUCCUUGCGGCAAAUGGCUUCUCCCACUAGUCAAGUAGUGCGCAACGGCCAAGCUAAGACUAUUCCCACACGUGAAUUGAUUCCUGGUGACUUGAUUCUCCUUAAGGCUGGCGACGUUGUUGGUGCUGAUUGUCGUAUCAUUGAAUCAUUCAAUAUGGAUGUUGAUGAAGCUUUACUCACCGGUGAAUCUGUACCAGUAAACAAAGUAUCUGAUACCUUGGAAGGCGCUGACAUCCCAUUGGGCGAUCGUGUCAACAUGAGUUAUUCAAGCACUGUAUUGACCAAGGGUCGUGGCAAGGCACUUGUCACUGCUACUGGCAUGCAAACGGAAAUUGGCAAGAUUGCAUUGCGCCUCCUUACAAGCGAUGAUAACCGUAAAACACCUCUUCAACGCUCACUUGAUCGUAUGGCUUUGGUCCUUUUGGGUGUUGCUAUCCUUGCUGUCAUUAUUGUAUUCGCUGUUGCCAAAUUCCAGAUUGGAGAAUCCGAAAUUUUGUAUGCUAUUUCCACUGCUAUCUCUGCCAUUCCUGAAGCAUUGGUUGCUGUUGUUACACUUACACAGGCUUUUGGUGUUCAUGGUAUGGCCAAAGCCAAUGCAUUGGUUCGCAAAAUCUCCGCUCUUGAAUUACUUGGUGCUGUCACUAAUGUAUGCUCGGAUAAGACUGGUACAUUGACACAAUCCAAGAUGGUGCUUACAAGACUUUGGUGCCCUGGUGAAGGAUUCUACAAUGUUGGUGGAUUGGGAUUUUCAAUUGAAGGCGACAUUACACGCGAAGAUGACAACCAAGUGGUGACCAAGGAUGACUUUUCCAAUGUCAUGCAGCAUUUGGUUCUCACCGGUGCUUUGUGUAACAUGAGUGAAAUUCGCAAGGACAAAGAAACGGAUGAAUACCAUGGAAUGGGUGAUCCAACAGAGAUUGCUCUUCAAGUCUUUGCACACAAGGCUAAAAUGGGCAAGCCCGCACUGACCAAGUCAUCGGAUGCGAAUGCCAACUGGAAAUUGGUUGCUGAAUAUCCAUUUGAUUCCUCUAUCAAGCGCAUGAGUGUCCUUGCACAAGCACCUGAUGGCAGCUACUAUGCAUUUACCAAGGGUGCCACUGAACGCGUGUUGAGCACAUGUACCGGAAUGUACGACGGCGAAGCCAUGCAAGUUAAAGAACUCGAAGAACAAGUGCUUCCACAAGUGGAGGAAUUGGCCAAGGGUGGAUUACGUGUAUUGACAUUGGGCAUGCGUCAACUUGAGACCAAGGAGACUGUUACUGCUGACACCUUUAAGCGUGAAGACAUUGAGCAAGACAUGCAAUUUUUGGGACUUGUUGGUAUCUACGAUCCUCCACGUGCUGAAUCACGCGGUGCUGUUGCCGAGUGCCACCAAGCUGGUAUUACCGUACACAUGCUGACAGGUGAUCAUGCAGCUACUGCUACUGCCAUUGCGCGUGAAGUUGGUAUUCUUCCUGAAGGUUAUGGCAUUGAUGACACCAAAAAGUAUCCCAAGGACCUCGUCAUGACGGCAACCAAGUUUGAUAAGUUAUCGGAUGAACAAAUUGAUGCCAUGCCAGAGCUUCCUUUGGUCAUUGCACGAUGUAGCCCUGAUACCAAGGUCAAGAUGAUUGAAGCCCUCCAUCGACGCAACCGUAUCACGGGUAUGACGGGUGAUGGUGUGAACGACUCUCCAAGUUUGAAGGAAUCCGAUAUCGGCAUUGCAAUGGGUCAAAACGGAUCCGAUGUUGCCAAGCAAGCGGCUGAAAUUGUGCUGGUGGAUGACAACUUUGCAACCAUUGUCAAGGCGAUUGAAGAAGGUCGACGUGUCUUUGCCAACAUUUCUCGUUUUGUGGUCCACAUGGUGUCUGGCAAUGUCGCUGAAGUUGUACCUUUGAUCUUGGGUCUUGGUUUCUUUGAUGAAAGCGGCAAGUCCGUGUUCUUGAUGACACCCAUCCAAAUUCUUUUCAACAAUAUCUUGACAUCCUCGCCACCUGCUAUGAGUCUUGGUUUGGAGCCUGUGCACCCUGAUCAAAUGCUUGUUCCUCCAAGACCCACAUCCGAAGGCCUCUUUUCAUUAUCCAACACCAUCGACAUCAUCUUUUACGGCUUUAUUAUGGGUAUCAUUUGCUUGCUCAACUUUAUCGUCGUCGUCUAUGGCUACGGUGGUGGCGAGCUCGGUGUGGAUUGCAAUUACGAAUACACUGAUGUCUGUGAGAAUGUCUUCAAGGCACGUGGUGCUGUGUUUACGGUGUUGACAUUGAUGGUUCUCCUUCAUGGUUUUACUUGUCGCGAUUUGCAAAACCCCAUCUGGACUUGGAGUGCUUGGACCAAACGCAAACACAACUUUUAUCUCAUUUAUUCAUUCGCUGCCUGCUUUGUUCUUUGCAUCAUUUGUCUCUACGUUCCAGUUCUCAACACAAGAGUCUUCAGACACAGAGGCAUCGAUUGGGAAUGGGGCAUGGUCGUUGCUUCAUGCUUACUUUAUAUGGCCCUCACUGAAAUCUGGAAGUUCUUCAAGCGCAUGAUGCUUCGUCGCAAGGCUAAGCGUAGAGAACAACAAGCUCAAGAGGAACAACAACGCAUUGCUAUGCAACGUGAACAACAAGAACAACAAGAGUCUCCCAGACAACAAGAACCUCCCAACGAGAAACAAGAACAACAAGAACAACAAUAA
Molecule: messenger RNA, 3216 nt
Organism: Lichtheimia ornata
Lineage: Eukaryota; Fungi; Mucoromycota; Mucoromycetes; Mucorales; Lichtheimiaceae
Product: potassium/sodium efflux P-type ATPase, fungal-type
Exons: 5
Coding region: 1-3216 (1071 amino acids)
Biological process (GO): intracellular calcium ion homeostasis; calcium ion transmembrane transport
Cellular component (GO): plasma membrane
Molecular function (GO): P-type calcium transporter activity; ATP hydrolysis activity; ATP binding
Source: RefSeq, a predicted model, not a curated record